Messenger RNA from Alternaria alternata, 3576 nucleotides. RefSeq lists its product as hypothetical. Bases 1 to 3576 code for a protein of 1191 amino acids. The transcript has 6 exons. Gene Ontology annotation, biological process: proteolysis; double-strand break repair via homologous recombination; mitotic recombination. Lineage: Eukaryota; Fungi; Ascomycota; Dothideomycetes; Pleosporales; Pleosporaceae. The record is from RefSeq and is a predicted model, not a curated record. Gene Ontology annotation, molecular function: serine-type carboxypeptidase activity. Gene Ontology annotation, cellular component: nucleus.
AUGGCACAGGAGAAGACGCAGGCCGACUACUUCAUACAUGACCUGCCCGGUGCGCCCAAGCCGUUGCUGAAGAUGCACGCAGGACACAUCGAAGUCGACGCAGAGAACAACGGCAACCUCUUCUUUUGGCAUUACGAGAAUCGCCACAUUGCAGACCGUCAACGGACGGUAUUAUGGCUGAACGGCGGCCCUGGCUGCUCCUCGAUGGACGGCGCCAUGAUGGAAGUCGGCCCAUACAGAGUGCGCGAAGGCGGCAACCUCGAAUACAACAACGGUUCAUGGGACGAGUUCGCAAACUUGCUCUUCGUGGAUCAACCCGUUGGAACUGGUUUCAGUUACGUGAACACCAACAGCUACCUCACUGAACUCGACCAAAUGGCCGACCACAUGCUCAUAUUUUUGGAGAAGUGGUUUGCGCUAUUCCCCGAAUACGAGAAUGACGAUUUGUACAUCGCCGGUGAAUCGUACGCUGGUCAACACAUUCCCUACAUCGGUCGCGCUAUCCUCAAUCGAAACAAACAGAACCCCUCCAAAACGCCAUGGGCGCUCAAGGGACUCAUGAUUGGAAACGGUUGGAUAUCGCCCGUCGACCAGUAUCUCGCUUACAUACCCUUUGCCUACCAGAAUGGACUCAUGCGGGCUGAUACGGACAUGGCAAGGCGUGUGGAGGAACAACAGAGGAUCUGUAUCAAGAAGCUCGACGCCGGUGGAAUGAACACUGUCGACACAAGCGAGUGUGAGCAGAUCAUGGUUAGGAUUUUGGAGGAGACCAAAGACACAAAGGCCGACAACAUGAACCAGUGCCUCAACAUGUACGAUAUCCGUCUCCGUGACGAUUCGUCGUGUGGUAUGAACUGGCCUCCGGAUCUUGCGCAAGUCACUCCUUACCUCCGCCGCCCCGAUGUUAUCCAGGCACUUCACAUCAACCCCGAUAAGAAGACCGGCUGGCAAGAGUGCAACGGGGCCGUUUCUGGUCAUUUCCGUGCCAGAAAGAGCGAGCCUGCUGUCAAGUUCCUGCCCGAAAUCAUCGAGCAGAUUCCAGUCUUGCUGUUCUCUGGUGACAAGGACUUUAUUUGCAAUCACGUUGGUACAGAAGCUAUGAUUGGGAACAUGCAGUGGAACGGUGGCAAGGGUUUCGAAGCUUCCCCCGGUGUACAGAAUGCUAAACAGGAUUGGAUGUUCGAGGGCGAAGCUGCUGGGACAUGGCAGGAGGCGCGUAACCUCACAUACGUCGUCUUCUACAACUCCAGUCACAUGGUUCCCUUUGACUACCCCAGGCGCACCCGCGAUAUGCUCGAUCGCUUCAUGGGAGUCAACAUCGAGGCAAUCGGUGGUGCUCCUGCCGACAGCCUUAUCGACGGCGAGAAAGGUCCACUGACCAGCGUUGGUGACCACCCCAACUCGACUCAAGCAGAAGAAGACAAGACGAAAGAGCUCAAGGCGGCAGAAUGGAAGGCCUACACUCGCUCCGGCCAGGCUGCACUCGUCGUUGUCCUCAUUGCUGCCUGCCUCUGCGGCUUCUUGUGGUGGCGCAGUAGGCGUGCUGCAAGCAGCGAAUACAAGGGUACCGACAGUGACGAAGGACGAGAGUCUCUUCUCACCGGCAUGGGCCUUGACAACUUCAGGAGAAGAGAACGCAGGCAGGAUCUUGAGGCUGCCGACUUUGACGAACGGGAGCUUGAUGAUCUUGACGAUGCGCCAAAGAAGCCAGGAAAUGGUUAUGCGCGCGCAAACUCGGAGAAGACGAGGGAGUCGCACAACGACUCUACGUUCUCUUUGGGCGUAGACAGCGAUGAUGAGGAGGCUAGCUCCAGUGAUCGUGGCGACCAGUACAGCGGCGGCAACGUCAAGAACCCCUUCGAAGAACGCGUCGUAAAUGGCUUUACAGCAACGGAAAUCGCGACACUACAGAGCAGGUUGAACAAGCAACUCGGGCCUGAAUACAUAUCACAACGACCGGGUAAUGGCGGCGGCAAGGUGGCGUAUUUGGAGGGAAAUAAGGCAAUAGCGUUGGCGAACGAAGUCUUUGGGUUCAAUGGCUGGUCGAGCUCGCUGGGGCAGGUGCAGAUUGACUACGUCGAUGAGCAUCAGAACGGCAAGGUCAGCUUGGGUCUCUCAAUAGUGGUGAGAAUCACACUCAAGGAUGGUACAUAUCACGAGGACAUUGGCUAUGGCUCGAUAGAGAACGGCAAAGGCAAAGCCGCAUCAUUUGAGAAGGCCAAGAAAGAGGCGGCGACAGAUGGCUUGAAACGCUCAUUACGUACGUUCGGCAACGUACUCGGCAACUGCUUGUACGACAAAGAGUAUCUCAAAAAAGUUCAGUCUAUGAAGGUUAAGCCCAUCAAAUUCCAAGAGGACAGUCUCUACCGACACGUCGACUUCAAACCGCCACCCCAGCCUGAAGAGCAAGCCGUGGUCAAGCAGGAACCACAGCAAACACCAUCCCGACCCAACCAGAUCCUUCGCACACGUACCGAUCACUUGAACAACGAAUCUUUUGGCGCUGACUUCGACGACGAUGCUGAUGAGAACUUGUUUGAUGGAGUCGAUGUCACGGAGGGCCACGGUGACGAAUUUUCAUUCUCCGAAACAUUGUCAGCCUCAGAAACCACAGCAUCACGGGCAGCCGGGCCGGCGAAACCAAACGGUGUACCAUCUGCUCGCACAUCACCUGUUCGGAAUACGGGCCCUCCUCGUCAACCAAAUGGCAGGCCUCCACAAGCCGGACGUGGAAAUCCUGGUAUGCAACAGCAGCAACCGAAUCAAGCACCUGGAAGGCUCCCUAUGCAGAACGGAAGGCAUCCACAGACUCCAAUUCAACAACAGGCUCGACCUGUGCAGAACGGUGGUCGCAUGGCUCCACCAGCAAUGGAAAACGGAGCUGCCUCAAGACCUCUAGGACAACAACCACCACCAAAUCAACAACUCGCUCCCAACAAUCAACCUCUCCGGCCUACACCACCCCAAGCACAUCAACCACCAAAUCAAACACGUCCAGGACCCCAACCCUCAGAAUCGACCACACCUGCUUCAAACGCACCUCCUCCUAAUCACCGUCCCCCGGUAGGCUUCGUCACCUCUCGUGCUGCGGAGCUUCUCCAAGCAUCAGACGCAACUUCGCUCAGCAAUCUUCCAUCCUUCAAUCCUAACGUCGAUUCCCCCAUACCCAAAGAGAAACGCACACCCGGAAUCGACCACGCUCGCAGCAUUCCCAUCAAGCGUGACGCAGUCGGUGCGCCGCCUGCACCUCAACCACCUCCUCAACGACCAGGCGUUACAUCAACUGGCUCCUUCAACCGUCCCAAUAUUGUAAACCCACAAAUGGAUGCCAACCGCCGGAUUGGUAUGCCUGGCGCACCAAACUACGCCAUGAGUCCUAGCGCGAACCGUGGCGCAUACAAGCCACCUACAAUGAACAGCGCCGGUCCUGGUGGUGUUAAGAGAGAAAGGCCAGCGCUACAGGAUGUCAGUAAUGUGGGUGCUAACGGGGCUGCGGGUGUUGAAGGUCCAGACGCUAAGAAGCAGAGGGUUGAUGCGCCACCUGGUGCUGAGAAUACUGGUGUUGCUAGUACGUAA